GAGAACAGAGGAGGCAGAUCUGCCGGUGGGAAUCGGUUUGUUGUCGUUUCUUCACCACUCGCCUUCCGUCGGCGUGGAUACGGUGUCCUCUACGGUUGGGAUUACUGCAGGCACAUUUUUUGGCGCAUGCUGCUGCCAUCACUUCCACUGCUGCAGUGAGCUGAGGAAUCCCCUACGCUAGCGCUGCCCUGUGUGUGUGUGCGUUUUGGGUUUUUAAACGUGAGGAGUUGCCUCCACUUACUCUGGAAUUGUCGGCGUGAAGAAGGUCCCUUUCGGACUGGAGCUUACCUGCACGAGCGGAGCCGGGGAGGGGGAAAGGGAAGAGGGGACAGAGGAGGAGGGGUGAAGGAGACGUGAAGGAGACGUCAGUCGGAGGUGAAGGAGUAGGAGCAGAUUUUUUGCUGGGCCAUUGGCGGCGGCGGCAGGAGGUAUAUUCAGCGGGGGUGCACCCAUGAGGUCGGAGCGUACCAGCCGCGUGUGCAUCGUGGUGUUGGAGGAGGUGGAAGACGACGAGCCAUCCCCCUCCCCCGACCACUCCCCCGUCACCCGCCGUGCCAAAGGCAGCCGGGACCGCGUUUCCCAGCGUGCACCGCGGCCACCGGCACCUAGCGUUCACACUCAGGAAGAAAAGCCUUCACUGCUGAAAGCUAUAUUUAAUGUGGAUCCCGAUGAGGUGCGAUCGCUCAUAUUCAAGAAGGAGGACGUCAACGUGCAGGACAAUGAGAAGAGAACGCCUCUGCAUGCUGCUGCCUACCUGGGAGAUGCUGAGAUCAUUGAGCUGCUGAUUCUGUCAGGAGCGAGAGUAAAUGCCAAAGAUAAUAAGUGGCUGACCCCUCUUCACCGAGCCGUGGCCUCCUGCAGCGAGGAGGCAGUGCAGGUGCUGCUGAAGCACUCGGCAGAUGUGAACGCACGGGACAAGAACUGGCAAACCCCGCUACACAUUGCCGCCGCCAACAAGGCCGUGCGCUGCGCCGAGGCCCUGGUGCCGCUGCUCAGCAACGUCAAUGUGUCGGACCGGGCUGGCCGCACCGCCCUGCAUCACGCUGCCUUCAGUGGUCAUGUGGAGAUGGUGAAGUUGUUACUGUCCAGAGGGGCGAACAUCAAUGCUUUCGAUAAGAAGGACAGAAGAGCCAUUCACUGGGCAGCGUAUAUGGGUCACAUGGAGGUGGUGAAGCUGCUGGUGUCCCACGGUGCAGAGGUGGCCUGUAAGGACAAGAAGGCGUACACUCCCCUACACGCCGCAGCCUCCAGCGGCAUGAUCAGCGUUGUCAAGUACCUGCUGGACCUGGGCGUGGAUAUAAAUGAGCCGAACGCGUAUGGGAACACGCCUCUGCACGUGGCCUGCUACAACGGGCAGGACGUGGUUGUGAACGAGCUCAUCGAGUCGGGCGCCAACGUGAACCAGGUGAACGAGAAGGGCUUCGCCCCGCUGCACUUCACCGCCGCCUCGCGCCACGGCGCCCUCUGCCUGGAGCUGCUGGUGGGCAACGGCGCCGACGUCAACAUCAAGAGCAAAGACGGUAAAACCCCACUUCACAUGGCUGCCAUCCAUGGCCGGUUCUCGCGAUCUCAGGCUGUCAUUCAAAGCGGGGCGGAAAUUGACUGUGAAGACAAGAAUGGCAACUCUCCACUGCACAUCGCCGCGCGCUACGGCCACGAGCUGCUCAUAAACACGCUCAUCACCAACGGCGCCGACACCGCCAAGCGGGGCAUCCACGGCAUGUUCCCCCUGCACCUGGCAGCACUCAGUGGCUUCUCCGACUGCUGCAGGAAGCUCCUGUCAUCCAGCUUUGACAUAGACACCCCCGACGACUUUGGGAGGACGUGUUUACACGCCGCGGCAGCAGGGGGGAACCUGGAGUGUUUAAAUCUCCUGCUCAACACUGGAGCAGACUUUAACAGGAAGGACAGAUUUGGGAGGACGCCCCUGCACUAUGCGGCGGCGAACUGUAACUAUCAGUGCCUGUUUGCUCUGGUGGGCUCUGGGGCCAGUGUGAACGAUCUGGAUGAGAGGGGCUGCACCCCACUGCACUACGCUGCUGCCUCCGACACCGACGGGAAAUGUCUGGAGUACCUGCUGCGGAACGACGCUAACCCAGGGAUCCGGGAUAAGCAGGGCUACAACGCAGUCCACUACGCCUCCGCCUACGGCCACCGCCUCUGCCUUGAGCUGAUUGCCAGUGAAACACCACUGGAUGUGCUGAUGGAGACGUCAGGGACGGACAUCCUGAAUGACACAGAUGGCCGAGCUCCCAUCAGCCCACUGCACUUAGCGGCCUACCACGGCCAUCACCAGGCUCUGGAGGUGCUGGUCCAGUCUCUGCUGGACCUGGAUGUGCGCACGUCUCUGGGCCACACGCCGCUGGUGCUGGCUGCCCUCAAGGGCCACGUGGAGUGUGUGGACGUGCUCAUCAACCAGGGGGCCUCCAUCCUCGUCAAGGACUACACCCAGAAGAGGACCCCUAUCCACGCAGCAGCUAUGAAUGGCCACUCUGAGUGUCUCCGUCUGCUCAUCGGCAGUGCUGAUCUGCAGACCGCGGUCGACAUUCAAGACGGGAACGGACAGACGCCACUGAUGCUCUCGGUGCUGAGCGGCCACACGGACUGCGUCUACUCGCUGCUGGGCAAAGGGGCCAACGUGGAGGCCCGAGACAAGUGGGGCAGGACGGCCCUCCACCGCGGGGCGGUGACGGGGCACGAGGCGUGUGUGGAGGCUCUGCUGCAGCAUAGUGCCACUCUGCUGGUCAGGGACUGUAGGGGCCGCUCUCCACUGCACCUGGCGGCGUCCUGCGGCCACAUCGGCGUUCUCGGAGGACUCCUGCAGGCAGCCCAGUCCCUGGACGCUGUCCCCAUUGUCACGGACAACAGAGGCUACACGCCGCUGCACUGGGCCUGCUAUAAUGGCCAUGACACAUGUGUGGAGAUGCUACUGGAGCAGGACGUGUUCCACAAAAUGGAUGGCAACUCCUUCAGUCCACUGCACUGUGCUGUUAUCAAUGAUAAUGAGGGGGCAGCUGAGAUGCUCAUCGACACGCUUGGCCCCACCAUCGUCAACGCCACAGACUCCAAAUCCAGAACCCCCCUGCAUGCGGCGGCUUUCACGGACCACGUGGAGUGUCUGCAGCUUCUGCUGGGACAUAACGCCCAGGUGAACUCCAUCGACGCCAUGGGCAAGACCCCGCUUAUGAUGGCUGCCGAAAACGGCCAGACCAACGCCGUGGAGGUCCUGGUGAGCAGCGCCAAAGCAGACCUCACUCUACAGGAUGGCAACAAGAACACAGCCCUGCACCUGGCCUGCAGCAAGGGGCAUGAAACCAGUGCCUUGUUGAUUCUGGAGAAAAUCACUGACCGGAAUCUCAUCAACUCCACCAACGCAGCACUACAGACGCCCCUGCAUGUGGCAGCCAGGAACGGGCUCACGGUGGUGGUGCAGGAGCUCCUGGGGAAGGGAGCCAGUGUCCUGGCGGUGGACGAGAAUGGUUACACUCCGGCGCUGGCCUGCGCCCCCAACAAAGACGUGGCCGACUGCCUGGCACUCAUCCUGGCCACCAUGAUGCCCGUGUCGCCAGGCAGCGUGGGUGCCGUGCCCGGCCUGACCUACAGCGCCAUCAACCACUACCCCAGCCCUUCCAAGGCUGUAACCUUUGACCCGCUGCCGGCGCUGCGCUCGGAGCACGCGUCCUACUGCAGCUUCAACAGCCUGGGCCACCGCGAGGACGGCCUGAUCGCCCCCGACGACGAGCUCAACGACUCUGACUCGGAGACCUACUGAGCUAGGCCUGCGCCUUGUUGACUGACUGUCUUAAAAAAAUAAAAUAAACAAAUGAACAAUAAAAAAAA
Molecule: messenger RNA, 3840 nt
Organism: Clupea harengus (Atlantic herring)
Lineage: Eukaryota; Metazoa; Chordata; Actinopteri; Clupeiformes; Clupeidae
Gene: ankrd28a
Product: ankyrin repeat domain 28a
Molecular function (GO): protein binding
Source: RefSeq, a predicted model, not a curated record